Rubroshorea leprosula is the source of this 1867-nucleotide messenger RNA. NCBI's taxonomy places the organism in Eukaryota, Viridiplantae, Streptophyta, Magnoliopsida, Malvales, Dipterocarpaceae. The record is from the annotation of a GenBank genome assembly.
CUGGCGGCCGAGCUGAAGGUACAAAGCAUUCAGGUCUUCAGCGACUCUCAGCUCGUCGUCCACCAGGUGAAUGGCAGUUGCGACAUCAGGGAUCUCCAGCUCGGCCGUUAUGCCUCUAUGGUCAACAGAUUGAAGUCAAGAUUUGCUUCAUUUCAGAUCGACAAAAUACCGCGGGCAGAUAACCACCGAGCUGAUGAGCUGUCAAAGUUAGCCUCCUCGCAGAACAUUAACCCUCGAAGGUCAACAAUCAUCGAGGUGCUUGACGCACCAAGUUACACUGAUUUCACAGUCGACUGUCAACUACUCAGUACAGAUCCCUCCACACCGAGCUGGACUACACCACUCAUAAAUUAUCUGCAAAGUGGCGAGUUGCCUGAAGAUCUGUCCGCUGCGAAAUCGAUUAAACGAAGGGCAGCACAUUUCACUUUGUUAGAUAACCACCUCUACAAACGUGCAACCUCAAUGCCCCUCUUACGCUGCCUUACUCCUUAUGAAGCCGAAUAUGCCGUGAGAGAAGUUCACGAGGGAGUUUGUGGCACGCACAUCGGUGGCAGAACCUUAGCCCGGAAGCUCCUAAGGCAUGGUUAUUACUGGCCCACUAUGGUCGAGGACGCACAAAAUUAUGUCAAAAAGUGCCCGACUUGCCAGUUCAAUGCUGAUGAUAUUCACAUGCCAGGGGAAAUGCUGUCAUCUCUUACGUCUCCCUGGCCCUUCGCUCAAUGGGGUGUCGACCUGCUCGGCCCCUUCAUCAAAGGCAAAGGAGGCUGCACUUUCCUGGUCGUCGCAAUGGAUUACUUCACUAAGUGGAUAGAAGCUAAACCAUUAUCCACCACAACAGAAAGAAAAAUAGAAGAAUUCUUGUUCAAUUCAAUAUUGUGCAGGUAUUCUUUGGUGACCAAGUUCCGAGCAGCGGCGUUGAGAUCGUUUUGCAACGAUUACGGCAUUGAGCUCGCCUUGACAUCUGUGUACACUCCACAGUCCAAUGGGCAAGCCGAGUCCGCCAAUAAAAUCGUCUUGCGGGGCCUCAAGGCACGAGUGUUGGCUACACAUUCUAAUUGGGUUGACGAGCUCAAUAAAGUGCUUUGGUCUUGUCGUACCACACCCAGCUCGGCCACAGGCGAAACCCCUUUCAGCCUGGCCUAUGGAGCUGAGGCCGUCAUCCCAGUGGAAGUGGGAUUGCCAUCCGAUAGAUCAGAUCGCCAUGACAAUCAGACUCAUCAAGAGGCGUUGAAGAAGGAAAUAGAAAGAUUAACCCAAUUAAUGCACCACCAACAAAAGCUCAGGAAGAUGAAUGGCGCUGCGACGGACAACCAUGCACCACCGCAACAACCACCGUCAACUGCUGACCCCGUUGCUUGUACGGACAAGGAUCAAGUUUUCAACUAAAAUGGAGAUGAGAGGAGAGGAAAGAGGAAAGGAUUAGCGUGGAGCAAUUGCAGUCUGCUAAUUUUGGGGGGAGUUUUCACGUGAUGUGUGUUUCCAAUUGCCAGCAAUGCUCCGUGGGUGGGGCUCUUGACAGGAUUUGUGAGGUUAAUUGGGCUAGGGAGAAGGCCACGUGGAUUUUUAGGAUAGGGUGGUCAUGCAAACAAUUUCUUUUUCUUUUUUAAUUUAACAGUGUUGUGUGGGGUUUUGAUUUUUUUUUUUUUUUGGGGGGGGGAAAUUGUCUGAUUGGUUAUUUUUUAAUUUAUUUUUAUUGACUUUCAAAUAUAUUAAUUAAUUAGGAGGUGCAGUAGGACAUGUUGGUGGGGUUGCCUUGGGAUGGAAGAGGGAGGGGUUUGGCAGUGUCAAGGGACAAUCUACAAAAUGAUUGUUAAUGUCUGAUUGUUUGUCCAAAAUGAAAAAAAUAAAAUAAAAUAUUGAUCUUUGC